AUGGAUAAGGUACCCUACUCUAAUGUAGUUGGAUCUAUAAUGUAUCUUAUGGUGUGUACAAGACCAGACUUAGCCUAUGCUAUAAGUGUCUUAAGCAAAUACAUGGCAAACCCUAGAAAAGAGCAUUGGGAGGCUAUGAAGUGGGUGUUUAGAUAUCUACUUGGUUCUACUGAAAUGGGACUUAAGUUCACUAAGAAACUAAAUUGCACUUUGAUAGAAGGAUAUAAUGAUGCCGACUAUGCAGGUGAUAGGGACAACAGAAAGUCUACUUCAGCAUACUUUUUCUUGGUGGAAGGAAACUGUGUAAGCUGGAUAGUACAACUACAGCCAGUAGUGGCCUUAUCAACUACAAAAUCUGAAUAUGUAGCAGUAACAGAGGCUAUAAAGGAGGCAAUAUGGAUCAAGGGUCUAAUGGAAGAACUAAGCCUUUUAAGAGAAAAACCUACAGUCUAUUCAGAUAGUCAAAGCUGCAUACACCUAUGUAAGAAUCCAGUUUUUCACGAUAGAACAAAGCAUGUAGAAAUAAAAAUAUCAUUUUAUAAGGGAUUAGGUAACACAAGAAGUGGUCAACAUCGAGAAGGUGCCUACUGA
Molecule: messenger RNA, 591 nt
Organism: Humulus lupulus (European hop)
Lineage: Eukaryota; Viridiplantae; Streptophyta; Magnoliopsida; Rosales; Cannabaceae
Product: secreted RxLR effector protein 161-like
Exons: 1
Coding region: 1-591 (196 amino acids)
Source: RefSeq, a predicted model, not a curated record